AUGCACGCCCACAAGACUACACAGACGGACAGACAGGCGCUGGCCGCCACAACGCCGCUGGAUAACAAGACAGGCCACUGGUGGAAGGAUCGUGGACUGCUGAAACUCAACCUUCUUCUCUUCGUCCCGUUGAUGUCUGAGUACGUCCAGGGAUAUGACGCAAGUUUGAUCAACAACGUCCAGCAACUGAAGACCUGGCAAACUGAAUUCCACCACCCUCAAGGCAGUCUGCUCGGGAUUCUGAGCGCUUCAUACUGGAUUGGUAACAUCCUUGGGGUUUUCCUCAUCACCGUCUUCUCCGACGGAUUUGGUCGACGAACAGCAAUGUUUUUAGGGUCCUCGAUUUGCAUUGUUGGCACCGCUCUCACCACCGGAUCUAUCAACGCGGGCAUGUUCAUAGCUGGUCGGCUCCUCCUUGGAAUCGGAGGAGUGAUUGUCGGGGCUAUCGGACCUGUCCUUAUGGCCGAGCUAGCCUACCCGAGCCAUCGUGCUACAGCGACGGCCAUGUCAAACACGCAGUAUAGCACCGGUGCUAUCGUGGCCGCGUGGAUCACUUUUGGCAGCUUCCGGAUGAGCAGCACAUGGUCAUGGCGCAUUCCGUCUGUUUUCCAAGCACUCCCGUCUAUCUUUCAGGCUGUAGGAAUUCUCUUUCUCCCCGAGUCGCCGAGAUGGCUCGUCAGCAAAGGCCGUCACGAAAAAGCGCUGGAUAUCCUUGCGCAUUACCAUGCGAAUGGUGACCGUGAGGAUCCAGUAGUGCAGUAUGAAUACAAUGAAAUCUGCUCAACGAUCGAGAUGGAGAUUGCAGCGAAGCAGACACGGUGGAGCGAGCUUUGGCGAACGCCAGGCAACCGAUGGCGCAGCUUCAUCAUGAUCUGGUGCGGCAUCUGCAAGCAGUGGUCUGGCAAUGGGCUCGUCAGCUACUACUUGCAUUCGAUGCUUAACUCAGCAGGAAUCAAAACAGAGCUGCAGCAGACACUGAUCACGGCGACGAGUCAGAUGUUCAGCUUGGCGUGCAGCGUUGCGUUCGCGUUCCUACCCGAACGAGUCGGACGGCGGCCGCUUUUGCUGCUAAGCAUGGCGCUCAUGUGGCUCGUCUUCACGCUGAUAACCAUUUGCACCGGACUCUUCGUCGAGAAAGGGCCGAGCUGGUCAGGGUCGAAAUCAGCAUCGUACGCAUCCGUCGCGUUCAUCUAUCUGUACAGCGGCGUACAUAACCUCGGAUGGACGGGAGCCAUGAUGGUUUAUGUGGUCGAGGUGCUACCAUACACACUCCGAGCAAAAGGUAUCGCGCUCUUCUGGUUGCUCACGGGGGCAGCCGGAGCGUUCAACACGUACGUGAAUCCGCUGGGACUAGAAGCGUUCGACUGGAAGUUCUACUGGUUCUACGUGGCGUGGAUUGCAGUCGAGUUUGCAGUCGUAUACGUGUUCUUCAUCGAGACGAAAGGCCCGAGUCUGGAGGCGGUGGCCAUGUUGUUCGAUGGCAAGGACGCAACGGUGGGCAAAGUCAAUAAGGUGGUAGAUGCAGUCAAGGAGACUGAGGCCAGCGUGGAACAUGUGGAAAUGAUCGAGGGCGGCAAGAAGGACGGCCAACAGUAA
Molecule: messenger RNA, 1596 nt
Organism: Lasiodiplodia theobromae
Lineage: Eukaryota; Fungi; Ascomycota; Dothideomycetes; Botryosphaeriales; Botryosphaeriaceae
Product: Hexose transporter protein
Exons: 5
Coding region: 1-1596 (531 amino acids)
Biological process (GO): transmembrane transport; carbohydrate transport
Cellular component (GO): membrane
Molecular function (GO): carbohydrate:proton symporter activity
Source: RefSeq, a predicted model, not a curated record